Messenger RNA from Cricetulus griseus (Chinese hamster), 5779 nucleotides. NCBI's taxonomy places the organism in Eukaryota, Metazoa, Chordata, Mammalia, Rodentia, Cricetidae. The record is from RefSeq and is a predicted model, not a curated record.
CUUCUUUUCCUUUUCACAGUGACAAGGUAUCAUGUAUGCCGCUGGUUCCAGGGGACACUCCCCUGCUUUCCUGCAACCGCAAAACGGAAACGGCCAUCGCUCACCUGGUUACGUUCCUGGGAAGGUGGUUCCCUUGCGUCCUCCUCCUCCUCCAAAGAACCCUGCUUCAGCCAAAUUGACCUCCACCAACCAAGAAGGCCCAGCAACCUUUGCUUUCUCCCCUGAGGAGCAACAAACGCCUAGGGAGAAUCGAAAGCAAAAGAGACACAAGAACACCUUCAUCUGCUUUGCUAUAACCAGUUUCUCGUUUUUCGUGGCGCUUGCAGUCAUUUUGGGAAUAUCCUCAAAAUAUGCUCCAGAUGAGAACUGUCCAGAUCAAAACCCCCGUCUCAGAAACUGGGAUCCAGGACAAGAUUCUGGAAAACAUGUUGUUAUCAAGGAGGGUGAUAUGUUCCGCCUGACCUCAGAUGCUACAGUGAAUUCUAUAGUCAUUCAGGAUGGAGGACUGCUUGUGUUUGGAGAUGAUAAAGACGGAUCCAGAAAUAUUACCUUGAGGACUCGUUACAUCCUGAUCCAGGAUGGUGGAGCGCUUCAUAUUGGAGCAGAAAAAUGCCGCUAUAGAUCCAAAGCGACAAUUACCUUGUAUGGCAAGUCAGAUGAAGGUGAAAGUAUGCCAACAUUUGGCAAAAAGUUUAUUGGCGUGGAGGCUGGCGGGACACUGGAGUUACAUGGGGCACAGAGGACAUCCUGGACCAUGCUGGCAAGGACUCUGCAUUCCUCAGGCUUGCCCUUUGGUUCCUAUGCCUUUGAAAAGGACUUUUCCCGGGGCCUUAAUGUGAGGGUCAUUGACCAAGACACAGCCAGAGUUUUGGAACAUGAGAAGUUUGAUACCCACGAGUACCACAAUGAGAGCAGGAGAUUGCAGGAAUUUUUGAGAGCUCAGGAUCCCGGUCGGAUUGUAGCUAUUGCUGUUGGAGAUUCAGCAGUCAAGAGCCUGUUACAGGGAACAAUCCAGAUGAUCCAGGACCGGUUGGGAAGUAAGCUGAUCCACGGGCUGGGCUACAGGCAAGCUUGGGCUUUAGUUGGUGUCAUUGAUGGUGGAAGUUCUUCCUGCAAUGAAUCUGUGAGAAACUAUGAGAACCACAGCACUGGUGGGAAGGCCCUGGCUCAAGGAGAAUUCUACACCUUGGAUGGUCAGAAGUUCUCCGUGACGGCUUAUAGUGAAUGGAUUGAAGGAAUCUCUCUUUCAGGUUUCCGGGUGGAGAUUGCAGAUGGAGCAAAGCUUCACCUGUUGGAUGACGUCAGCAGCUGGGAAGCCGGAAAUCGAAUUGUGGUUGCCAGCACUGACUAUUCCAUGUAUCAAGCAGAGGAGUUCACUCUUCUCCCAUGCCCUGAGUGCAGCCGUUUUCAGGUCAAAGUUAAAGAGACCCCCCAGUACCUGCAUGUUGGUGAGAUCAUAGACGGGAUAGACAUGAGAGCUGAGGUUGGAAUUCUCACCCGGAACAUUGUGAUCCACGGAGAAAUGGAGGGCUCAUGCUAUGCUGAUAAUCAAUGCCAGUUCUUCGAUAAUGACACCUUUGGAGGACAUGUGAUGAUAGAGAAGAAUUUCACUUCAGUCCAUCUUUCUUAUGUGGAAUUGAAACACAUGGGCCAGCAGCACCUGGGACGCUAUCCUGUGCAUUUUCAUCUGUGCGGAGAUGUGGAUUCUAAAGGAGGGUACAGCCCGCCAACGUCCGUGGCUGGCCUGUCUAUUCAUCAUAGCUUUUCAAGGUGCAUCACUGUGCAUGGGACCAAUGGCUUGCUAAUCAAAGACACCAUUGGAUUUGAUGCACUAGGCCAUUGCUUCUUUUUGGAAGAUGGUGUUGAACAGAGGAAUAUUUUGUUCCACAACCUGGGGCUUCUUACCAAGCCAGGAACUCUCCUCCCCACGGACAGGAACAGUUCCAUGUGCACCAUUAUGCGUGAUGGGGUGUUUGGAAACUACGUUCCUGUGCCUACCACAGACUGUAUGGCUGUUUCAACUUUCUGGAUUGCCCACCCCAACAAUCAUCUGAUCAAUAAUGCAGCUGCAGGCUCCCAGGAUGCUGGAAUAUGGUAUUUAUUCCACAAGGAACCCACUGGGGAAUCCAGUGGCAUGCAGCUCCUGGAGAAACCAGAACUCACUCCACUGGGAAUAUUUUAUAACAACAGGGUUCAUUCAAAUUUUAAGGCUGGCUUAUUUGUAGACAAAGGUGUCAAAACAACCAACUCCAGUGCUGCCGACCCAAGGGAAUACCUCUGCUUGGAUAACAGUGCAAGGUUCCGGCCUCAUCAGGAUGCAGACCCUGACAAGCCACGCGUUGCUGCUGUCAUCGACAGGUUAAUUGCUUUUAAAAACAAUGAUAACGGUGCCUGGGUCAGAGGAGGAGACAUUAUUGUCCAGAACUCAGCAUUUGCAGACAAUGGAAAGGGAUUGACCUUUGCCAGUGAUGGGAGCUUCCCAAGUGAUGAAGGUUCGAGCCAGGAAGUGUCGGAAUCCCUCUUUGUCGGGGAGAGUAAGAAUUAUGGAUUUCAAGGUGGACAGAACAAGUAUAUGGGUAUAGGGGGAAUAGACCAGAAGCCUCGGACGCUACCCAGGAACAGGACAUUCCCAAUUCGAGGCUUUCAGAUUUAUGAUGGGCCUAUUCAUCUCACAAAGAGCACUUUCAAAAAGUAUGUGCCAACUCCAGACAGGUACAGCAAUCAACUGGUUACCGUGGUUGACGAUGCCAGUGACCUCUGUGACUCCUGCUACUCUGUGGCAGGAACCUCCUUUUGUGAUGCUUUUAGUUUUGUCUGCUGCCAGGUCUCUCUGAACGUCUUCUUUGGAAAACCUGGCCCGUGGUUUGAGGAUUGUGAGCUGGACGGCGAUAAGAAUUCCAUUUUCCAUGACAUUGAUGGCUCUGUGACAGGAUACAAGGAUGCCUAUGUGGGAAGGAUGGACAACUAUCUGAUCCGCCAUCCAAACUGUGUCAACGUCACUAGGUGGAAUGCAGUGGUCUGCAGUGGGACCUAUGCCCAGGUGUAUGUUCAGACAUGGAACACUCCGAAUCUUAGCAUGAUCAUCACACGAGAUGAAUACCCAUCCCACCCAAUGGUGCUUCGGGGUAUCAACCAGAGGGCCAUUUCCCCCCAGUACCAGCCCGUUGUCAUGCUGGAGAAGGGCUACACCAUUCACUGGAACGGUCCGGCGCCACGCAUCACUUUCUUGUACCUCGUGAACUUCAACAAGGAUGACUGGAUCCGAGUUGGCCUCUGUUACCCAUCCAACACAAGCUUUCAGGUUACCUUCGGCUUCCUGCAGCGGCAGAGUGGCUCUUUAUCCAGAAUUGAAGAGUAUGAGCCCGCACAAUCGAUGGAAGAGCUACAGAAGAAGCCGUCUUCGAGAAAAUUCUAUUUUGACUCUGGCACAGGGUUAUUGUUUCUGUAUCUCAGAGCCCAUAGCCACAGAGAUGGUCACAGUUACUGUUCAUCUCAGGGAUGUGAAAGAGUCAAGAUUCAGGCAGCAACAGACUCCAAAGACAUCAGUAACUGCAUGGCCAAAGCGUACCCACAGUAUUACAAAAAGCCCUCAGCAGUCAAGCGCAUGCCAGCCAUGCUCACGGGACUCUGUCAAGGCUGUGGCACCCAUCAGAUGGUGUUUAGCAGUGACCCCCACAAGAGCUACCUCCCUGUACAAUUCCAGUCACCCAGUAAAGCAGAAACGCAGCGUGGAGAUCCAUCUGUUAUUUCUGUCAAUGGUACAGACUUCACCUUCCGGAGUGCAGGCGUUCUCAUUCUUGUUGUGGAUGCCUGCAGUGUUCCUUUCCGGUUGACGGAAAAAAAGAUGUUCCUUGCUGCAGAUGUCAGUCAGAUGGAAGAGUAUUUAAAGGCUAGCAUCCCUCCAAGGUCAAUCGUUCUGUUGAGCACGAGAGGGGAAAUAAAACAGAUGAAUAUCUCUGAUUCAUUAGUACUUCUGGGAUUGGUCAAACCAGCACAUCUGUAUAGCAAAGGCAGUAUUGUAUUUUUGGGAUUCAGCGGAAACUUUAGACCAUCAUGGACUAAGCUGUUCACCAGUCCUGCUGAGCAGGGCCUGGGGGUGCUUGAGCAGUACCUCCCUUUGCAGAUGGAGGACUACGGGUGCCCCAGGGCCAGCAGUGUCCACAGAAGAGACCUCGAACUGUUACAGCAGGCUUUGAAAGUGCUUUAGAGACUGACUGUAAUUUAAGUGCUGGGAAAGAAAAAAAAAUGUGAACUAACUUAUUUAAUUUAUGGCAUUUUAAGAUGACACUGUUAACCCAAUGGAACCAUUUUCCUGUUUGAUACAAAAGGGAGAGAGAAAGAACUCAAAGCAAUCGCUCGAGUGCCAGCUCGAGCACCUUGGCAUUGCCCAGAUGGUCAAGAACCCUUUGUCUUCCUGAGGCUGCUGAGUUCGGAGAGCAAAUUUUCUUACCCCUCAAAUUCAUAAGCCAGUCAGCAGUGCUUCCCUUUUUAUAGAGUGGGGUGCGGGAGGGCUUCCGAGUGGCUGCUGUAGCACCUCAAUACUUGAAGUCUAAUGCUCCUUAUGCAGUCGACUUGAUCAGUGAUGCCCAAGGCUCAUUUCUGGGCAGGCUGUGAGGUUUUGUGUGAUGCCAGAUACCGUUUAAAGUGGCAACUCAGGCCCAGAACAUGCCCUUCUUGCUUGGACAUGUACUUUUUUAUUCACUUGUGUAUUGAUUAUUUUUGAGGGUUCACCUUUCAAAGAGGGAACCCUAUUCGAACAAAGGGCUUUUGAAAUCUUUUUGAUCUGUGACCAUUGAGCAAAAAAAACAAACCAUUACUUGCCCCCAGGUCUGAAGUUGGUGGGCCUUUUGCAGCUUUAAUCCUUAACCUCUCUUGAUUGUAUAUUUGUAUGUAAAAUGCAGACCUGAAUGGACUUUUCUUUCAAAGAAGUAAGCCACUUACUUCCCAAACUGUAAACCCUUGUCUUUUUAACUUGCCAAAGGGAGCCAGGUGUGGUGCCUCAUGCCUUCACUCCCAGCUUUCCAGAGGCAAACCGCCAGCCUGGUCUACAUAGUGAGUUACAGGACAGCCCUGGCUACAUAGAGAAACCGUGUCUAAAACACACCCCCACCCCCAAAUUAACUUGCAAAAUGAAACCUGUCCUUGGUUUUGAUCUUGUACCUGUGUUUUGUUGUUUUGGUGUGUGGGUUUUUUUUCUUUUAAGCGUCUCUGCUCAUCAUCCUAUCAGAAAAUCCCAGAGAGCUUACUGCUUCUCCAUAAAUAUUGUAUCCAAGGGGAGGAAGAAGACACCUUUUUGAGUCUUAGAAUCAUGGAGACAACAUGGACCUCUUUGUAGCCUUAAAGAGGAGCCUCUCCUAGUGAAUGUAGUUGUCAAACACAAUAAGAAGGGACACCGUGAUGCUCAGUGCCCCUUCUACUGGGUUUCUCUCCAGCCGGUGGGGACACAUUUGGCAAAGGAGGCUGGCCUUGCAGAUAAGGAAGAUGCAUUGGAGUGCUGCUGCACAGCACGGAGGUGGGUGAAUGAACAGCCAGGCAUGUCCGGGCCGGCAUUAGCAGUGAACACGGACAAGCUCAUCUUCCUACAUGAAGGGUCGAGGCUGAUGCCUGUACCUUGUGUCUCCGUGACUUGUGUUUCUUUACAGAACAUGCUACCUCAAAGUGCCGUGACAAACCAUGCCGACUGUCAGUGCUCACAGGAGGGGCACGUGUCUUAAUCAAAGUCUGCUGAUUUGUUUGUUUGGGUUUUUUCAGAUGUGGAUUUCUGGUUUUUUUUUUUUUU